GCUAAAAUGACAAUUCCAGCCCACUAAAAAGCGUAAACUUUAUCACGCAACUUCUGGUUUAGGGUUUUUGGACUUUUGAGAGUGUCUUACAUAAUAUUCCGUUCUAUUUCCGACUCUCUCAGCUCAGACACCUUCUCUCACUUCUUCAGUAACUAAAAGUAAUGGAGCUCGGUUCUCUACAGGAUCCAAGCAAAGCAACGUUCUCGUUCGUUGACGAAGAUCACACCCUUGCGAAUGCUGUCAGAUUCUCCUUGAAUCAAGAUCCAAGGGUAUCAUUCUGUGGCUACAGCAUUCCUCAUCCCUCAGAUGCUCGAGUUAAUAUUAGAGUCCAAACAACAGGUGAUCCAGCAAGGGAGGUAUUAAAAGAUGGAUGUCAGAAUUUGAUGUUGAUGUGCCAGCAUGUUAGGAGCAUUUUUGACAAGGCUGUUGAUGAUUGUAGGAAAAACAAUCACAUGGAAAUGGAAACAAGUAUUGAUGAUUGAAAUUUGAUAUAUCUUACCUUUGUAAUACAAGUUCAUUUGUAGGAGUAAUUCAACAUGGUUGCUAUUUUAUUCAACUCCUUUCAACCACAGUGAUUUACCA
Messenger RNA from Manihot esculenta (cassava), 582 nucleotides. RefSeq names its product DNA-directed RNA polymerases I and III subunit RPAC2. Gene Ontology annotation, biological process: DNA-templated transcription. The record is from RefSeq and is a predicted model, not a curated record. Lineage: Eukaryota; Viridiplantae; Streptophyta; Magnoliopsida; Malpighiales; Euphorbiaceae. The transcript is spliced from 4 exons. Gene Ontology annotation, cellular component: RNA polymerase III complex; RNA polymerase I complex. Bases 162 to 482 code for a protein of 106 amino acids. Gene Ontology annotation, molecular function: DNA-directed RNA polymerase activity; protein dimerization activity; DNA binding.